AAAUAAUAUAUUUAAUAUGGACCAUUUUGAAUAGCCAUCAGCGAAAUUGCUUUAUCUAAUAAAUGAAAUGAAUAGAUUAAAUUUGAUCACUUAACUAGAGAAAUGUACACUAAAAUGUAAGAAUAAAGUUUAAUAGGAGAGUUUGUUUUGGAAGAACAUUAAGGAAUAUAUGAUCUUUUAAAAUAAUAUCCAAAGAGUGACACAGAACUUGAUUUGGCUGAGGCCAUAAUAAUAUUAUUGAGAGGAGCUCCAAAUUCAGAAUGUAUGCAUAAUUUAUUAGUUAGAAUAAUAAGUUUAGGAUGAUGGAUAAUAUUAAAAUGAUUUGUAUAUCUCAGAAGAUGUAAGAUGAAUAUUUAUAAUAGCUUCAAUCUCCAUUAGGGCAUCAAUUGAUGAAGAGAAAGAAGGGGUAGAAGAAAAAUCAACAACACGAAAAUAAGCCUUUUGAAUUAAAUUAAAUACAAUGAUUUAGUUUACAGGAAUAUAUACAUAAAAAUAU
Paramecium sonneborni is the source of this 496-nucleotide messenger RNA. The record is from the annotation of a GenBank genome assembly. NCBI's taxonomy places the organism in Eukaryota, Ciliophora, Oligohymenophorea, Peniculida, Parameciidae.